This is a messenger RNA of Cryptomeria japonica (Japanese cedar), 2621 nucleotides long. Its product is annotated as replication protein A 70 kDa DNA-binding subunit B. The transcript has 12 exons. Gene Ontology annotation, biological process: meiotic cell cycle; double-strand break repair via homologous recombination; nucleotide-excision repair. NCBI's taxonomy places the organism in Eukaryota, Viridiplantae, Streptophyta, Pinopsida, Cupressales, Cupressaceae. Gene Ontology annotation, molecular function: single-stranded telomeric DNA binding; damaged DNA binding. Gene Ontology annotation, cellular component: nucleus; DNA replication factor A complex. Bases 203 to 2041 code for a protein of 612 amino acids. The record is from RefSeq and is a predicted model, not a curated record.
GUAGAUGCCUCCCGCCCAGACCCAAAUUUCAUCCUUGAACUUGAAAUCGUAAUUCAUCUUCCUUCCCGCUUUCCUUCAAAUUGACGUGCCUUGUGCCUUUCUAUUUCAAUCUCACCUUCUUUUUUCCUGCAUUCUAGAGGUCUUCGGAUCGAUUCGCGCCUGAUCUGCAUCUGUUUAACCUGUUUUGUUGGAGAGGAAGGCCAUGGCGAAGGAGAUGAUAACAGUAGGCGCUAUAGAGGCCAUGCUAGCAGGAAACCCCUCGCUGGGCGAGUCAGCUGACUUGGUAGUGCAGGUGGUCGGCUUAAAGCCAGUUGGAAGCAGCAAUACCCGAUUCACAUUCAUGGCCAAUGAUGGAAAGAUGAAGAUAAAGGCCAUGCUUCCCACAACGAUGGCCGGGGAGGUCACUUCAGGGAAGCUGCAGAAUCUGGGGCUCAUUCGUAUUCUUGAUUACACAUGCAAUGCCAUUCAAAAUCAGCCACAGAAGGUGCUAAUAAUCACAAAAUGUGAGGUAGUUGCCCCUGCACUUGAUGCAGAGGUUGGUGGGGUAGAAGUAAAACAAGAGGAUGGGGAUAAUAUCAAGCCUGAGGUUAAGGUUAAGACGGGCGACGGACCUAUACUGAAGUCUGCAGCUCAGAUUGUGCAUGAUCAAUGUGGAAAUGCUGCACCUGCUGCUCGAAUGGGAAUAAGUCGAAGGGUUUAUCCCUUGGUUUCCUUGAACCCAUAUCAAGGAAACUGGACUAUUAAGGUUCGAGUAACCAACAAAGGGCCUUUGCGCACAUUUCGUAAUAACAGGGGGGAAGGCAGCGUCUUCAAUGUUGAACUUACUGAUGAAGAUGGCACCCAAAUUCAAGCAACCAUGUUCAAGGAGGCUGCAGAUAAGUUCUGGGACAAGUUUGAAUUAGGCAAGGUGUACUACAUCUCAAAGGGAAGUCUUCGAGUUGCUAAUAAGCAGUUUAAAACGGUACAAAAUGACUAUGAGAUGACAUUGCAUGCAAACUCAGAAGUUGAAGAGGCAACUGGUGAGGAAACCACUAUUCCAGAAUAUAAGCACAACUUUGUCAAGAUUGAUGAUCUUGGUCAAUAUGUGAAUUCAAGGGAACUCGUUGAUGUCAUUGGUGUUGUUCAGAGUGUAUCAACAGUUCUCAGCAUCAGGCGUAAAAGCAAUAAUGAAGAGAUUCCCAAGCGUGAUAUCACUAUGGCAGAUGAAAGCAAAAAGACGGUAACAUUAAGCCUCUGGAAUGAUCUCGCGAAGAAGGAAGGUCAAGAACUCCUGGACAUUGUUGAUAGUGGUCCUGUUAUAGCUGUUAAGGGAAUUAGGGUUGGUGACUACGCAGGAGUAUCUCUAUCAACCACCGGUAGAAGCACCGUUAUGAUUAAUCCUGAUUUUCCUGAAGCUCAAAAGCUUCGUUCUUGGUAUGACACGGAUGGAAGAGGAAGCUCUAUGCUGUCUCUUGGAUCGACUCUUUCUGGUGGAACUCCAAUCCGUGGAUCCAGAUCAUUGUACUCUGACCGUGCAUUCCUCUCUGAAAUCACCGAUCCUUCCGUGGGUGAAGGAAAGCCAGCCUAUUUCAAUGUGAAAGUUUAUAUCAGCUUUAUCAAACCAGAUCAGGCAAUGUGGUAUCGUGCUUGCAAGACUUGCAAUCGUAAGGUGACUGAAGAAAUUGGUUCGGGAUACUGGUGUGAAGGUUGUCAGAAACACGAGGAUGAGUCUAGCCUAAGGUACAUAAUGGUAGUGAAGGCCUCUGAUUCUAGUGGUGAGGCUUGGCUCUCGGUUUUCAAUGAACAUGCGGAACAAAUUCUGGGUCACACAGCAGAUGAGCUUGCUGCCAUUAAAUCUAAGGAAGCUGAUGAGAAGGCAUACCAGAUGGAGCUGAAGAAGGCAAUGUGGGUUCCUCAUGUAUUCCGUGUGAGUGUAGCAAAGACCGAGUAUAUGAAUGAAACAAGGCAACGCAUCACAGUUCGCUCUCAUAGCCCAGUUGACUGGGUUGGUGAAUGCAAGUAUUUGAUAGAUGAGAUCUCAAAGCUGAAAACCCAAGUGUAGUUUGGGUUUCAAAUUUGUAGCACUACGAAAGAUUAGUUAGUUGGAUUCGGUGGUUACUGGUCUCAUCUGUCGAAAUAUUUCUUUUGGUCAGUGUGAAUUGGGUAUCUAUCUUUACAGGCCACACUCUUGAAGCAUACAUGAAAAUCAAUUGGACAGAGAGUCUGCCAUUUACCAAACAAGUUGUUUGAGCUUGAUGCAGCGUUUUAUGUACUUGACAAAAAUCUUUUGUAAUAUUCCAAACGCCUUCCAUUUGGGAGAUUCAGUAAUAACGAAGCAUUGCUUUGGUGUUCAAAGUUAAGAUUCCGGAAGAAAUCAGAGAGAGCUUUGAAGGCAUUUCCACGACAAAUCACUUCUUGAAAGCUUUAGGAUUUAAAACAGGGAAUUUUCAACGAACAGGGGUUUAAAACGGGUAAAAGCUGACGCUUUUUGUUCAAUUUAACGUGUUAUUCAUAUUGUUAUAAUUUGCAGCAUUGAUUGUUUGGACAGUUCUGGUUCAUGUGUAUGUUUGGCUGUUAAAAUAGGCCAUUGCUUGAUUAAUGAGGAUAAUAUAAGGGUGAAAAAGGUACAUUGCUAGUGUUUU